AAUUUGAAAGAGGAGAAAGACUUGGCUUGACGCUCAAGAGAGGGGAUCACACCUUAUUGGCACUUCAAUUUACUUAAGAGGAGGGGAAGGUAAAAUAAAGCUGAAACACUCUCAAUCGACGAGGGCUCCUGUUAAACUUCCUGUAAAGAUAGCAUAAAUGGCUAGAUACGAUAGAGCUAUCACGGUUUUCUCGCCCGACGGCCAUCUUUUCCAGGUGGAGUACGCUCUCGAAGCUGUGCGAAAGGGUAACGCAGCCGUUGGCGUCCGAGGUAAGGACACUGUCGUCCUCGGGGUCGAGAAGAAGUCCACUCCCAAACUACAGGAUUCCAGGUCUGUGAGAAAGAUCGUAAGUCUAGACAAUCACAUCGCAUUGGCAUGUGCAGGACUGAAAGCAGAUGCCCGUGUCCUUGUAAAUAGAGCACGCAUCGAGUGUCAGAGUCAUAGGCUCACAGUGGAAGAUCCUGUUACAGUGGAGUACAUCACGCGUUACAUUGCUGGUCUUCAGCAAAAGUACACUCAAAGUGGUGGUGUGAGACCGUUUGGGCUUUCAACCUUGAUAAUUGGAUUUGAUCCAUACACUGGUGUACCUUCUCUUUAUCAGACAGAUCCAUCCGGAACUUUCUCAGCAUGGAAGGCCAAUGCCACUGGGAGAAACUCCAACUCCAUCAGGGAGUUCCUGGAGAAGAACUACAAGGAAACCUCUGGUCAAGAAACUGUAAAGUUAGCUAUCCGUGCCUUGCUUGAAGUUGUGGAGAGUGGUGGAAAGAACAUAGAAGUUGCUGUGAUGACAAAAGAGCAUGGGCUUCGGCAACUUGAGGAAGCUGAAAUUGAUGCCGUUGUUUCUGAGAUUGAAGCAGAAAAAGCAGCUGCAGAAGCUGCGAAGAAAGGACCUUCAAAGGAAACAUAGUUUUCUACUAAAUGCUUCUUCUUCCUUCUUCAGGAUAUAUGUUUCAUGAAUGGUUUGCUUUGGACUGACUGCCUGUAGUGAGAUAUUGCAUUUUAUGUCCGUUUGCUUUUUUUGGGGAUUCCGAUUAAAAUUAUCAAAUUGACGCCUGAUUGAAUUUAAUGCACUCAAUCUUUUACGUAAUAUAAUCUAUCAUCGCUCUAAGUUUGAC
Molecule: messenger RNA, 1115 nt
Organism: Cuscuta europaea
Lineage: Eukaryota; Viridiplantae; Streptophyta; Magnoliopsida; Solanales; Convolvulaceae
Source: the annotation of a GenBank genome assembly